CUUCACGGGAUAAAAAGAAAAUAAAAUUAAACCAGCAAAAAGUCAAGAGUCACAGAGGAUGCUGAAGUGAAGCAACUCCACCGUUGGAGUCGAACUCCUUUCCCUGUAGCUUUCUCUCGCUUCAAUGAUGACUCGUGAUGGGGAACCGGAGAAAUCUUUUGACUUCCCACUUCGGACAUGGAAUGUUCCAACAAAAUCACAUCUUGGAAACUCAGACGACGCUAAUGAUGUUCUGCAAAUUCCGAGCAACAGGCCCGCCCAUCCAUCAGCAACCCAAGCCCAAGAUUCCUCAGUACCUUCCUCUUUUAUUAAUAAAUGCAUUACUCUGUUACCAAGCCUAGUAUUAAAUGCAGCAGCUGGAGAAUCCACCCACCUUACCGCAAAAAAAUCUCCACUAAUCCCUUCCCUUUCUCCGCCAAAUGGGUUCCUUCGAUCCUUCUUUAACAUCAAAUGUCCACCGCAGCCUCCGCCAUUCCCACUGUUUCUUCACCCGUCACCACCACUGCUCCUCCCUCAUCCACUUACCUCACCAAUCUCGGUCUGGGUUAUUCCAUAGCCAUAGCACUUGGUUUCCUCGUCCUCCUCUCCACAGUUCUCCUCGCUUCCUACAUCUGCUGCCGGGCCUCUCGCAACCGUUCCCACAAUACGAACGACAACGAUAAUAAUCGAAACGACAACCCGAAUUCUCUCUCUGAUGGCAUAAUUCUCCCUCGCAUUAUCUUUGUGGCUGAAGACGAUGAUGACCUGGAACAUGACCAAGAAAGUGCAGGUAUUGGCCUCGACCAGGCGGUAAUUAAUUCAUAUCCGAAAUUUCAGUUCACUAAAGAUGGGAGUUUGGACGGGAAUUGUACUACUUGUCCGAUCUGUUUGUGUGAGUACAAGGAUUUGGAGAUGCUAAGAAUGAUGCCGGAUUGCAGACAUUAUUUUCACUUACUUUGUAUCGAUGCUUGGCUGAAACUUAAUGGGUCGUGUCCGGUUUGUAGGAACUCGCCGCUCCCGACUCCGCUUUCUACACCGUUGUCGGAAGUGGUGCCAUUGUCGCAGUACGCUGCGGAUCGAAGGAGGAGAAGGUGAUUUUUAUUUUGUUUGAUUGGUUGUGGAUUGGUGGUGAGUGAUCUGGGGAUCUCGUUUGGGAUGUUCCGGGAUUGAAAUUAUAAAUUUUUUUAGGUUUCUGAGUAGACAUAGGUAGGGGGAUUUUGGAUUUUCAUAUUUGUUACUGAUGAAUUGUGAUUUUGGUUUGCUUAGGGAAUGAUAAAAUAGACUGCUUGCUAGUCUUUCUGAUGUAAGAAUUUUCAGUUACUGUU
This is a messenger RNA of Manihot esculenta (cassava), 1304 nucleotides long. Its product is annotated as RING-H2 finger protein ATL67-like. Lineage: Eukaryota; Viridiplantae; Streptophyta; Magnoliopsida; Malpighiales; Euphorbiaceae. Bases 451 to 1074 code for a protein of 207 amino acids. Gene Ontology annotation, molecular function: transferase activity. The record is from RefSeq and is a predicted model, not a curated record. The transcript has a single exon. Gene Ontology annotation, biological process: protein ubiquitination.